Aricia agestis (brown argus) is the source of this 1739-nucleotide messenger RNA. Its product is annotated as zinc finger protein 235-like. The record is from RefSeq and is a predicted model, not a curated record. The transcript is spliced from 7 exons. Lineage: Eukaryota; Metazoa; Arthropoda; Insecta; Lepidoptera; Lycaenidae. Bases 133 to 1605 code for a protein of 490 amino acids.
ACACUUUUCAAAAACCCAGCAGCACCCCGGACGCCCUUCAAACUAGGGCGGAGUUUUGGUGCAAUGGAGUUGUGGGCAUCAUUUAGUCUGUAAUACUGUGUAGGAAAUAAAUAAUCAAAAAGUCUCAUCAUCAUGCAAGAAGAAACUGAUAAUAAGCAAUAUUUGGAGUUCGAAGUGAAAAUUGUAAAACCGGAUUUUAUAAAAAUGGAGCCAGUUGAGAAUGAGGAGGUUUCUGUCAAAACUGAACAGGAAGAGACCAACAUUGUUCAAGAACAAGAACCAGAGAUGGUUUCUGUCAAAAUAGAACCAGUAGAGGAACCGCUUACUAGAGCUGCAGAAUGUGAAGAUCUCCCUAUUAGUAACAUGUUGGAGUGUGUUAUAGCAGAGGGGAAAGAUGAUCGCUCUAGGAUAGCCGGCAAACAGUCAAACUCAAACACAAAAAGUCCAGUUAUUGAAAUUGAGUUAAUACCAGUGAUCAAGUCUGAACCAGAUGAUAACACAGAUAAUGAGUUGGGAGAGAAAUGUGAUGAUGGGGCAAGGGGUAUUCCAAGUGAAAAAACUGAUCACGUUACAAAAAAUUAUAGUGACUCCGUUGACUCCAAAUCAGAAAUAUGUUCAAAUAUUAAAAAGCAGUUGCGCAAGAGUAAAAAACGCUGUGAAGAUAUCGACGGCACCAAAAAACGAAACAAAACCUACACGUACACUUGCGACGUUUGCAACAAGAAUUACACUCGAUCCAAUCAUUUAAAAAGACAUAUGCUAAGCCACACAGGCGAGAGACCGCACUCCUGUCACGUUUGCGACAAAAAAUUCACCACCGCCAGCUCCUUAAAAGACCAUAUAAGAAUACACAUAGGUGAGAAACCCUGCAGCUGUGACGUUUGCGGUAAAAGCUUCUAUACGACGCAGGAUGUAAAGCGACAUAAAGUGAUGCACAGUGACCACAAGAAGCACAAAUGUGACAUUUGCGACAAGCGGUUCGCUUGGUCGGGGAAUUUGAAGGCGCAUAAGAAAACACACACAGGUCCAAGCCCGUGCACCAAUAAGAAUCCGUUCACCUACCUGAACCCCGAUAAGCAGGUAGGCGUGAAACUGCACGCGUGCGAAAUAUGCAACGAAACGUUCACAGCGUCUGCGUUUUUGAAAACGCACAUGCGUCUCCAUUCCGCGGAAAAGGAGUUUAAGUGUGAUACCUGCGGUAAGAAGUUCGCCAGUUCGAUCAGUUUGAAAAAACAUCAGUUGGUACAUACGGGCGAAAGAGCGUACGCGUGUGAGACAUGCGGCAAACGAUUCGCGUACAACAGCCAUUUGAACGAUCACAAGCUUAUACACACUGGCGACAAACCGUUCCCAUGUGAAAUUUGCAGCAAAAAAUUCAGAUAUAACAGGCAGUUAAAUAUGCACAAGCUGUCACAUACGGACGAUAAACCGCACGCGUGCGAAUUCUGCGGCAAGAAAUUCAUCCAGUUGGGCGACUUGCGACGGCAUAUACAGGUGCAUACCGGCGAAAAAACGUACAGAUGUGACGUCUGUUCUAGAACUUUUAUACAGCUUUAUCGUCUAAAAAGGCAUAAAUGUGUUACUCAAGACCAAGAUGCGACGUAACAUCGACAUUUAAGCAACCUGUAUAAGUAUGGAGCUUUCAAAGCUAAAUAAGGACGAACGACGCCAUCGUGUCAAGUUAUAUUAUAGCUGUUUUACAUAAAGUUGCUUACAAUGAAGUGUAUUCAUUCUGCGCC